AUGAAGUUUGUCACGAUUCGUCGUAUUCUCAACGCAUUCCUCAACGUGUUCCGUAAGAAUCCGAAGACGUUCAAUGAGGUGGACAAGUAUUUGAAGGAGAGAAACGUAUGGAGAUUCCAACCGGAACAAUAUUUUGAGCUCUGGCGCAUCUUCGGUGAGUCUACCAUUGACACCUGCCCGAUGGCUGUUCAACUCGUCUGCGACCAAAUCGCAGCGGAGAUCGCCGCCCAUGAGAACUGGGAGAAAGAUCCUCGAGGAAUGGCUCAACAUCUCAAGAAGAUCCAGAUGAAAUUGGGAGCAGCCAGCACCACGGAGAAAUAUGAUCAUCUGAAGGGCAAGAAGAGAUUCAUCCCAGGUGGUGGCGGAGCAACUGCCGCUUUGUACUACAUCAAGGCGAUCCAGAAGAAGUUCCGUCCGGAGCAAAUCAUGGAACUCGCUGAGAUUGAUAUGCUCCCGACGAUUGAAGUCACUCAGGACUUGUUGAAUGAUGGUAUCAUGUGGGAGAUGAAGCAUGACUCAUUGGGAGCAUUCAGAAGACAUGUUCUGGAGACUAGUCAGAAAAAAGAAGGAGAGACGGAAGAGACGGGUGGAAAAGCAGCAAGGCCAAGAGAGAGAAGACACGCCCCUCUUCCAAUCCAACCUAGACUUCUCGAAUUCUACGAGCGAGUGGCUCCAUACAUCCGCGGAAAACCGUUCACUGCGGACGUGUUCAAGCAGUUUGGAGAGGAGUUCUACCAGAGUCAGAAGGAAUUAAACGAGGAGGAGAUGAAGAGAAAACUUCAGAAGACAAUGACAAUGGAUGAGAUCGAUGGGGCUCCAGAGGACGAUUUGAUCAAAGAGAAGUACGUCGAUGAGGCUUCUGGAGACCUUGGAGUUCCAGAGAAAGUCUUUGUCGCAUAA
Molecule: messenger RNA, 900 nt
Organism: Caenorhabditis remanei
Lineage: Eukaryota; Metazoa; Nematoda; Chromadorea; Rhabditida; Rhabditidae
Exons: 3
Coding region: 1-900 (299 amino acids)
Source: RefSeq, a predicted model, not a curated record